Molecule: messenger RNA, 609 nt
Organism: Dibothriocephalus latus
Lineage: Eukaryota; Metazoa; Platyhelminthes; Cestoda; Diphyllobothriidea; Diphyllobothriidae
Source: the annotation of a GenBank genome assembly
AUGCCAUCAUAUACAAUUCAAGACAAGAAGAAUGACAAGAAGAAGGAGAAGAACACGCUUGGGCAUGCUAUCCUGCGUGGAUACGUGCCGAUACCCAACGGACAGGAGGUCACUAUUGAAGCUGCUAUUGAGGCCAUCGAGGCUCCCUCAAAGAAAUCCAUAGAGAUACCCUAUAAAUGCAAGGUUUUCGACUCAGUCACUUACCUGGUGGUGAGGCGAAAAGACGUGGUCGACACUGCCAUACCCUGGAAACUGCGCAUCCCCUACCUAGAAAUCUAUCGUUACUUAAUAUUCGCCCGCGAUCCCUGCCUUGUAGUCCUGGUGAUUCCGGAGAAGGCUAGCGAAAAUUGGGCCUACCUGAUAUUGUCCAUGGAAACACCGGCACAGGCAUCGGCCAUCUGUGACGCCAUCCAGAAGAGGAGGCAAGACAAGUUUGGCGACCGCAACGCAGCUGACAAAGGGAUCACCCCGCAAAUAGAUGAAGCUACAUGUGUCGACAGCAUUUUGAACUCUUCAUCUGAGCUCAGACGCGCCAGAAACAAUAACGCCUUACAGCGGGAGGCUCCAAGCCCUACCAUUGUGCAGCAAACAUGGGUGGAAGCUCAAUGA